AUGGACAUCUCAUGCGAAAUAGAAGAAUGCAAAACUAGAGAGCAGCAGAAUAGCAAGCGAUCAGCCAAAGCAUGCUGGGGAACGGUUUUCAGCGAUCUCGGAGCACUUAUGUCCAUUGCACUCCCAAUGCUUAUGUACUUCACUUUCACUAAGAACGAUUUCGACACAAGUCCUCUUCUCAAGGUGGUCAUGUUGCUUUUCCCCUGCUCAUACUCAGCAGCAGGAUACUUUCUUCUCUGUUACAGCAGUAGGACAGCACACCAUAAAACCGGCAUACUUUACCACCUUCUCAAUGUUCUUCUUGUUACAUUUGCAGCUAUUUCUAUCCUUUCAAUCAUUGUACUUCCUAUUGAAAAAUGGAGCAAGCGUCUUCUGGGUGUCUACUCUAUGCCUUCCUCUUCGUUUGUCGUAUCACUUACCUACCUACUGUAUACCUCUUGUGAUCUUACAACCGCCUCAUUCACAGACACUGGCAUCACAGCCUUUGUAGAACUACUGUCAUUGCUAUUCCUCAUGUCGUAUCCAAUAUUCCUGACUAGAAAUCCUGAAUAUUACCCUUACCUCUCCAUCAUCUCUGCUAUUCUGAUUCUGGCAAGAUCGUUCAAGGAAAAAUACUUUCCAAACAAAAAGACUUCUGAGUCUGUUGUAAGAUGGAGAUUACUUAUCUUUUUCGUCAUUCUUGGCUUUACUACAUUUUCCUAUAUAAUGGCUGGUCUUUCAUGCUUACACAUCAUCAAAGAGAAGUGCGAAAACUUUGCCGGCAAUCAACAGAUUCUAAAUAAAUAA
This is a messenger RNA of Encephalitozoon cuniculi GB-M1, 786 nucleotides long. RefSeq lists its product as uncharacterized. The record is from RefSeq and is marked provisional. NCBI's taxonomy places the organism in Eukaryota, Fungi, Microsporidia, Unikaryonidae. The coding region runs from base 1 to 786 and encodes 261 amino acids. The transcript has a single exon.